This is a messenger RNA of Epithele typhae, 855 nucleotides long. RefSeq lists its product as uncharacterized. The coding region runs from base 1 to 855 and encodes 284 amino acids. The record is from RefSeq and is a predicted model, not a curated record. The transcript has a single exon. NCBI's taxonomy places the organism in Eukaryota, Fungi, Basidiomycota, Agaricomycetes, Polyporales, Epitheliaceae.
AUGGAUGACGACAUCCUAGCCUCUGCUUGGUCUCCGGAUGGCGCAUACAUCCUCACUUUGACGUGUGGCGGAGACGUUUUCAUGGUUGACCCGGAGAACACGAAAAACCUCCAUUUCAAACGCCCUUCCCGCAUGGAAAACCUCAGACCUAUUCUACAUGCCAGGCUAUCGAUGCGCAUUUCCAACGGCCGCCUCUAUGCUCUGGUCAAGGUCUUUCGUGCCGCGCAGGAAUACGUCGAGGUUUGGGAUCUGAGCUCUGCAACAUACCAUCCGCGGUUUGGUGGGAACGUCCAAGGCAUCCCUAGACCCGACAUUAUGAUUUCCCAAGCCGUUCUGCGGCAUGACGAAGGUUGCGGCACACCCGCCGUCCUCGCCGUGACCUACACCGGCUCGCUCCUGGUCGACUCCGGGGCGGAGGAUGAACCCGCGGGUGAUCCGCUCACGACAUACACGCGGGACCUUCUAGCAGGGUUCAAGACGAUAGCCCUAUCCGAGGACGGGGAGCGCGCCUUGUGCGUCGCGGACGCCGAGCCGUCUGCGACCACCUGGUCGUGCUGCGUCGUGGAGACACGGACCGGAGGUUUUCUUUCAGAUAUCGUCGAAGGCGACUUCCCGGUGGGGAUCUUCUGGGAGAACGGCACCCACCGAGACGUGGGCCACAGGGGGGCGAAAUACCGUCGAUCGUGGUUCUGGGACACGCACAACGGGUGCCUCUACCGUCUCCUGCCGACGCUAGACACCAAACACGUGAGGAAGGUGGUGGUGUCGCGCGAUGGGUCGAGGGUGGUAUGGGCGGAUCAGGGUGGUGGAGUGCACUUUGGUCGGAACGAAGGCGACGUGAUUCGUGCUGAAUGA